UAUCAUCAGCUUAGGGGACUGCGAGUCGAGAGAUCGUUAUGCUCUCCGUGCACUGACGGAAGCUCCACACCGGGCACGAAUCUCAGCCAUACUCGGUCUCGACGUUCUUCACUUUUUUUUCGAAUCCCUUCAGCAGUCGAUGGUGUUCCGCGUACCGGAUUUCGUUGCGAUUAAAUAGUGCACCAAAGUUCUUGUCCAGUGGAUCGAAUCUUCGUGAAAUUCGGCUCGCCCGGACAUCCAAUUGUUCGUAAUAAUAUUCUUGUGCAUCUUUUCGCUGCGGGGAAUAAAUCCUUACGAAUCAUCAUAUUAUCGGAAACUGAAGUCUGGGAAACAAGGAAAUUCAAGAAAUAAAUGUAAAAAAAUGAGGUGAAGAACAAGUUAUAAACGAGAGGAACACGAGGACUGGAGACUCGAGACGUGAGAGAGUGAUUGAGCGAAUUUGAGGAUGCCUUCGUGCGAGACAUCCGGUCGGGUCAGGGUGGACAGAUCGACGAGCCCUCUUCCUCAAAGACCGGCGAAUCCGGUGCAGGAACUCAAAGCUCUUUUCUCGGAUCCUCAUUUGAGUAGAGUCACGAACGGUGGUAGCGAACAGCAGCAACAGCAUCACGAGUUUCGAUUGGAAGCUGUACAAUGUCUGCAGAUCGAAGAGGCCAAAAAAAAAGAUGAAGAUUUACCGGAACGUGGAAGUUGGACCAGCAAGGUGGAGUUCAUCCUGUCAGUAGUUGGAUUGGCGAUUGGAUUGGGAAACUUAUGGCGCUUUCCAUAUCUCUGCUACAAAAAUGGCGGAGGUGCUUUCAUGGUGCCUUAUUUCAUAGCUCUGGCUCUCGCCGGAAUACCAAUGUUUCUCAUGGAGUUGUCGCUGGGUCAAAUGAUGACGAUCGGAGGACUCGGCGUUUUUCAAAUAGCUCCAAUAUUCAAAGGAAUUGGAUACGCUACCUGCGUUCUGUCCUGUUGGACCAACAUUUACUACAUCAUCAUUUUGGCCUGGGCACUAUUUUACUUCCUAGUUUCUCUUCGUUCUGAUGUGCCAUGGAGAACUUGCGACAACGCUUGGAACACUCAAUAUUGCAUUACACCGACGGAACGUUUAGCAGCCGUGUGCUGGCCCAAAGGAAAUGACACUAUAUGUGCAACUUCUAUUGGAAAUUUGAGCCACUGUCUUCUCAAGGAUCCAGUUAAGGAAUUUUGGGAGAGACGCACUCUUCAGAUUUCAAGUGGAGUUGACGAGGUCGGAGGGAUUCGAUGGGAGUUGGCAGGCACACUGGCCGUUGUUUGGAUAAUGUGUUACUUCUGCAUUUGGAAGGGUGUCAAAUGGACUGGAAAAGUAGUUUAUUUCACCUCACUGUUUCCGUACGCGUUGCUCGCAGUACUUCUGGUCCGAGGUCUUACUUUACCCGGUGCAGCUGAGGGUUUGAAAUACUACGCGACCCCGAAUCUAUCAAAACUUGGUGAUCCUGAGGUUUGGAUCGAUGCAGUGACGCAAAUUUUCUUCUCCUACGCCCUUGGUCUCGGUGCGCUCGUGGCUCUCGGCAGUUACAACAAAUUUAACAACAACGUCUACAAGGAUGCGUUGGUCGUAUGCAUGGUGAAUUCGGGUACGAGUAUGCUCAGCGGUGUCGUUAUUUUUUCUGUUGUUGGAUUCAUGGCACAUGAACAACAGAAACCGGUAGCCGACGUCGCCGCAUCGGGUCCUGGAUUGGCUUUUCUCGUAUAUCCUUCAGCAGUUCUACAAUUGCCUGGUGCUCCGGUAUGGUCGUGUCUGUUUUUCCUCAUGUUGAUUCUCAUCGGGUUAGACAGUCAGUUUUGUACCGUCGAAGGAUUCAUAACAGCCGCUGUGGAUGAGUGGCCAAAACUUUUGAGAAAGCGUAAAGAAAUAUUCAUCGCAAUUGUCUGCUUUUUGUCCUAUUUGAUCGGACUUUCUUGCGUUACCGAAGGUGGAAUGUACGUUUUUCAAUUAUUAGAUUCGUACGCCGUAAGUGGGUUUGUUCUACUGUUUCUAAUGUUCUUCGAGUGCAUUGCCGUCUCUUGGGCUUUCGGUGUCAACAGAUUUUACGACGGCAUUCGAGACAUGAUUGGUUAUUAUCCGUGCUUUUGGUGGAAAAUUUGCUGGACUUUUACGACACCAGCAAUUUGUGUGGGUGUUUUCAUUUUCAAUAUCGUCAAAUUUUCACCUGUCAAAUAUUUAACGUACACGUACCCCUGGUGGAGUCACGUUCUCGGAUGGAUGGCAGGACUAUCCUCGAUGCUGUGCAUCCCAGUUUACAUGAUUUAUAUAUGGUGCGUAACUCCUGGAACAACUUCGGAGAAAUAUCGAAAAUUGGUGAAAAUCGAUGACGACAUUGCGACCUUGAGAGCUAAAUUGAAUCCUACAAAAGCUGCUGAAAUAAAAAGCGAGUUCAAUUUAUAGCGAAAAAUUUGCCGGAAUGUGAGACUCUACAAAUCGCAUGUAUGUUUGCCAGUGUUUACAGUGCGAAGACAGGUGUUUUGAGUUGAAAAAAUUGAGUUAUAUUUCAUUAUAUGCUCAAAAUAUGGUCAAUCAAUAACUAUAAUGCAAAAUAUUAAAAUCAACGAAUGAAAUGGAAACGAUGGUGUCGGAAUAGUCGUCGAAAAAUGAUAAAAUUCGUUCAGAAAAGGAUAUUUGAAGUGAGAUAAACGACAUUUUCGUAAAAUUGGCUCGCCUAAAUUUUAUUUAACAAAUUACAUUAGAAAACAAAAUUGUCAGAUCUCAGGAUCAGAGAAAGGUCUUAUCCGAACGCGAGGAUUGACCGAAUUGGCCAAUUCAUAGAACAGGGAAAAAUUGAACUCGUACCUCGAACGAUGGAUCAACUUAUUUUUAAUAAACGACUUUCUCAUUUU
This is a messenger RNA of Venturia canescens, 2856 nucleotides long. RefSeq names its product sodium- and chloride-dependent GABA transporter 1-like (gene Gat-1B). The record is from RefSeq and is a predicted model, not a curated record. Gene Ontology annotation, molecular function: gamma-aminobutyric acid:sodium:chloride symporter activity. Bases 446 to 2407 code for a protein of 653 amino acids. Lineage: Eukaryota; Metazoa; Arthropoda; Insecta; Hymenoptera; Ichneumonidae. Gene Ontology annotation, biological process: sodium ion transmembrane transport. The transcript has 15 exons. Gene Ontology annotation, cellular component: neuron projection; plasma membrane.